AUGCCUUCUCCGGAACCAAAGUGGCGCCAAAAAUACUGGACAAGCGAUUGCUUGCAGAACACCUGCCGCCAGCAUGGCCUCAAUCCAAGCGGCGUUAGCAAGCGCACAUUCUGUGCCGAUGCCGCCGAGCUCAGCGUGGGGCACAUCCUCACCGCCCUUUCUGUGGUCUUUGUCAUCUCGCGGAUCAUGGCGUAUCGUCGGAAGUUGCAGGCUGUGAGCAAUGUGCCAGGAUUUCGAGUGCCUUUCUAUCCCCUCGGCGUACCUGGCUUUCUGCUACCUUCGACGUGGUGGAACCCUGCGAUUCACUGGACGUGGAAUUGGAGGCAUACUGUGUACAAGCAGUAUGGAAACGACACGAUAUCUGUGGCACCCUUCGUCAUCGGCCCAGCAAGUUUCUACUCCGCCAAUCUCGAUGUUGCACGGCAGGUUGCGGGCGGGGAACACAAGACAAGUUUCGUGAAGCCUAAAAAAGCCACCAGUGUACCCACCUACUCCAUUUCUCUUGAUGCGAGAUUGACGCUCAUUAGGCUUUGGGGCAUGAACUUGGUCACGGCGGAUGGGAACACCUGGAGGAACCACCGACGGAUCAUGGGCCCAGCUUUCAACCCCAAGUUGUACGAAUUGGUUUGGAAGCAAACACUGAACACGUACUAUGUGUUGACAUUCAAGUUCGCCCUCUUAAUCAUCGCAAAAUGCGGCUUCGGCCUCUCCUUCAACUGGGACCAGCCGCCGCGCGCAGGAGACGGGACCAUGACCGUGCAAGCAGCCCUACGCACCGUGAUCGACAACCACCUCCUCAUGAACUUCCUCCCGAAAUGGAUCCAGAACCUCCCAUUCAAAAAGCUCAACGAGACACGCGAGGCGAACGACCAGCUGAUGGCGUUCAUGCAGGACCAGGUCGAGCAGAGGAAGGCGGAUAUCCGGAGUAAAGUCCUGGGAAAGGAGACAGCGGCGGACGCGUUCACGAUGCUAGUCGAGGCAAAUGAAGACGAGGCCACGAAGCAUAAGCUAGACGAUGUUGAGCUGAUUGGCAACGUCUUCAACUUGCUCUUUGCUGGUCAUGUCUCCACCAAGGUAUCCAAGAAGACGUUUACCAGCAGAUCUUCUGUUCUUGGCCAUGACCGCGAUCCGACUCUCGAAGAAUAUAACAAACUCGACAAGGUCCUCUACGCAUUCUACGAAGCACUGAGGAUGGUCCCUUCUGGAUUCCUCAUGAUCCGCGAGGCCUUCGAAGAUACCGCCCUGCACGUACCGAACCCCGUUGGCCAAGAAGGAAGUACGACGUUGGCGGUACCCAAAGGCACACAGGUCAUUGUUGAUAUGAUUGGUGUUCAGUACAAUCCCCGCUACUUUGACGAACCGGAGAAAUACAAGCCCUCGCGUUGGUAUGGCGUGUCAAACGAGUCUGAGGCCUUCUCCGCCUUCAGCAUUGGUCCAAGAGCAUGCCUCGGCCGCAAGUUCGCCGUCACCGAAGCUGUCGCCUUCCUCUCCGUCCUCCUGCGCGAUUACAAGGUGAAGCCGAUCUAUUUACCCGGCGAGACGAAGGAGCAGUGGCAGGAACGCGUUCUUGUUGCGAAUAUUGUGCUUACGCUGGGUGUGUCGAACGUCCCGAUUCAGUUAAUUCGGAGGACAAGGGCUUAG
This is a messenger RNA of Cyclocybe aegerita, 1641 nucleotides long. Lineage: Eukaryota; Fungi; Basidiomycota; Agaricomycetes; Agaricales; Hemipholiotaceae. The record is from the annotation of a GenBank genome assembly.